AUGUCACAUAAUCCAGAUGCUUCAAUUCAGGAACAACAAAAAGAUACUUAUUUUGGUAAGGAAGUUGUAAACAGAGUAUCCUUCUUGAGGGAAGAUCAUGAGUUUAUUAGCAAUAGUGUGUUUCAUCCUUCUACUAGAUUUAUAUUCUUUCAAGACGGCAAUCCAUUGAUUAAUAAAGAUGCAGAAGAAAAAUUAAUAAUUUUGACAAAUGGAGAUAAUCAAUUGCCAGGGAAAAGUGGAUUCAUAGUAAAGAAAGGGUUACAAUCAAGUAGCCCUAAAUGGUCUAAGAUAUUAGAAACAUGGAGCAAGGAUAAUAAGGAGCUUGAUGAUGGUACCAGAGAUGGAACAAAGCCAACCUUCUUAUUUAUGGGCCUCCAAGAUGAGAGCGUUGGUUUGAAUUUGAAAAAUUUGAAAUUUUCAGAGGAUGGUGAAGUAUCUGGGGAACGAUACUUGGACCAUCAGGGUCGCUACCAAGGGAUACCUUAUUAUGCAGUUGACGUUACCAGAUCUCCAGAACUAGCGGAAUUAAUAUUGCAUCAUAUAAUGGCGUAUAGCAAUAUAAAGAGGGAAGGCUUGUUCUUCAGUCAUUCCAGGAAGCACUACUUAGGAUUUACUACAAACGAGGCUGCUUUAUAUUCUCAUGGUAAAAUGUUUCUCGACUGGCUCGAGAGAAACAAAUUUUGCCCUGGUUGUGGUUGGAAAGUUAUACCAAUACAUGCUGGUGGUAAGUUAAGAUGUACCAACGAUAGAAAAGAUACUCAAAAUAUCUAUGAAUGUCCUGUGAAGAAUACUAGAGUUUCAAAUGUGUCGUUUCCUAGGACAGAUGCGGUCGUCAUUACAGCCAUCACAAAUGCAAGUAGGGACAAAAUAUUACUUUCUUUAUCAAAACGUUACGCCGUAACAAAGAUGUAUGCAUGUACGGCUGGAUUCAUGGAACCAUCUGAAACGGUGGAAAAUGCCACCAAAAGAGAAAUCUGGGAAGAAACAGGGGUGAAAUGUGAUAAGAUCAAGAUCGUUAUGUCUCAACCAUGGCCAUUUCCUGGUAACUUAAUGAUAGGAUGUGUCGCCGAAGUUGACUUCAAUGGAUCCAAUGAAAUAAUUCACUUAGGACAUGACAGAGAAUUGGCUGACGCAAGAUGGUUUGAUGUUAGUUUUGUUCGUACUCUCAUGGAUAAGCCAAGAAAUGACUCAGAGUCUAAUCCAGAAGGUAUUUUACUUCCAAGCUCAGAAUCAGUUGCAUUUCUGUUAAUUAAGUUGGUAGUUGAUGAAGCGGUCCCUAAUCCAGCUAGGUUAUAA
Messenger RNA from Priceomyces carsonii, 1296 nucleotides. RefSeq names its product NAD(+) diphosphatase. The record is from RefSeq and is a predicted model, not a curated record. The transcript has a single exon. Gene Ontology annotation, cellular component: peroxisome; cytosol. Lineage: Eukaryota; Fungi; Ascomycota; Pichiomycetes; Serinales; Debaryomycetaceae. Gene Ontology annotation, molecular function: NADH pyrophosphatase activity. The coding region runs from base 1 to 1296 and encodes 431 amino acids. Gene Ontology annotation, biological process: NADP+ catabolic process; NAD+ catabolic process.